AUGACCAGUGGUGGCUGCGUAUUUGUCCUGUUCUUCCUCUUCCAUGUGUCGCUGAGUGUGGAAAUGACAGGCUUGUACGGCAACUUUACCACCCCCAACUACCCCCAGCCAUAUCCUGAUAACACGCACAUGGUGUGGAACAUCACAGUGCCGAAGGGCCACAGGGUCAAACUCUAUUUCACCCACUUCAACAUCGAACCCUCCAACUUGUGCGAAUACGACUACAUUCAGGUUUUGGCAGAGGGGAACGAUACUGUGCGGUUCUGUGGAGAAGAAGAGAAGAAUGAUGAAGGCACCCCGAGGAACACUGUCAUCCUCUCACCCGACAACCACAUGUCAGUGGUCUUUAGGAGCGACUACUCUAAUGAGGAGCGAUUCACCGGCUUCCAAGCAUUUUACACCUCAGAAGACAUCAACGAAUGUCGGUCCAGUCUGCAUGAAGAGAGAGCGUGCGACCAUUUUUGCCACAAUUACAUCGGUGGGUAUUACUGCACAUGCAGGCCAGGAUACCUCCUCCAUCUCAACAAAAGAUCUUGUACAGUGCUGUGCCUCAGCCAAGUGUUGACCAACCUGUCAGGCCUUCUAGCAAGUCCUGGUUACCCGAGCCCGUAUCCGCCCAUGAGUCACUGCAACCACACCAUCAGUCUUCCAGAGGGCUACAAAAUAAUCCUGGACUUUGUGGAGCCUUUUGACAUAGAAGGACACCCAGACGUACCAUGUCCAUACGAUAUGUUGAAGAUUUCGACAGCCGGACGAGAGUAUGGACCAUUCUGCGGAUCGACACCACCGGCCAGUAUCCAAACCGAAAGUCUCCAAGUGCAUGUUGCAUUCAGGUCAGACUCGAGUGGGAAAAACAAAGGAUGGAAGAUCAAGUACACGAGUAUGCAGUCUGGAUCACUUGCUAUAACUGAGACCUGA
This is a messenger RNA of Phycodurus eques (leafy seadragon), 918 nucleotides long. It is a transcript of the gene masp2, whose product is annotated as MBL associated serine protease 2. Gene Ontology annotation, molecular function: calcium ion binding; serine-type endopeptidase activity. Bases 1 to 918 code for a protein of 305 amino acids. The transcript is spliced from 6 exons. The record is from RefSeq and is a predicted model, not a curated record. Lineage: Eukaryota; Metazoa; Chordata; Actinopteri; Syngnathiformes; Syngnathidae.